Molecule: messenger RNA, 966 nt
Organism: Penicillium bovifimosum
Lineage: Eukaryota; Fungi; Ascomycota; Eurotiomycetes; Eurotiales; Aspergillaceae
Product: NifU family protein
Exons: 3
Coding region: 1-966 (321 amino acids)
Biological process (GO): iron-sulfur cluster assembly
Cellular component (GO): mitochondrion
Molecular function (GO): iron-sulfur cluster binding; iron ion binding
Source: RefSeq, a predicted model, not a curated record
AUGUCUUUAAGUAACUCAUCUACCACAAUGCUCCGACGCACUCUGAUGAGUAGCCGCCUGGCCGCUCCUGUCGAGUGCUCGGCCCGAACAAUCAGACCGGCCUUCGUAUCCUACCGAAAUGUUUCCAGCGCAGCUCGACUGCCGACCCUCACAGCAUCAGAGACCCGUCGCCGACCGAGUGUGCGACCACACCAGCAGCCUGCCUCACAGGGCGGUGUGAACGGUCUUUCGCCGACAAGCAAGCGCACCAUCUUUAUCCAGACCGAGAACACCCCCAACCCCGACGCCUUGAAGUUUAUCCCCAACCACCGCGUUCUGCCCGAGGACUUCCCCAGCACAUUCCUCGAGUACAUGUCCCCGCGGUCAACUCUCGCACCACCGCACCCAUCCCCGCUCGCGGCUAAACUGCUCGAUGUGGAAGGUGUCACGUCCGUCUUCUACGGCACAGACUUCAUCACCGUGACAAAAGGCAGCGAUGCGAACUGGGCGCACAUCAAGCCGGAAGUCUUCAGCAUCAUCACGCAGGCCGUGACAUCCGGCGAGACGAUCGUGACGACCGUGGAGGGUGCCGUUAGCGGUGAACAAGAAAGCAAUGGCGAGGACUCACUCGCUUAUAACGAAGAAGAUGAUGAGGUCCUCAGCAUGAUCAAGGAAUUGCUCGAGACUCGGAUCCGUCCCGCUAUCCAAGAAGACGGUGGUGAUAUCGAACUGAAAGGAUUCGAGAAUGGUAUCGUUAUGCUUAAGUUGCGUGGUGCUUGCCGUACCUGCGACUCUAGCACUGUCACUCUGAAGAAUGGUAUUGAGUCUAUGCUUAUGCAUUACAUCGAGGAGGUCAAGGGUGUCGAACAGGUUAUGGAUGAGGAGGAGAUUGUUUCGAUGCAUGAGUUUGCCAAGUUUGAGGAGAAGCUGCGCCAGCAAAAGGGUGCCACUGCCACCACUAGUGCGCCACUGGACAGUGCACCGUAA